AUGCUCGCUGCAAUGAAUCGGCCAGAAGACACAGUCCGGGGAUUGCGUCCCUACCGCACCGAGGGUGAUGAAGAUGAAGGAAGGAAAGGUUCGACCGACUCUUUGGUGCCGCCUCCAUUGCCAUACAGCGAGGGCUCCCCAUCGCCAAAUGAAGACGAAGGGUCAAGACCAGGCACGGCCAUGGGCGACACCAUGGGCAACAAGCAAGCGCCUGGGCAGAAGAUGUUGACGCACGAAGAGACUAUCGAACUUGCGAAGAAUGCGGUAGAAAGUGGCAUCCAGGAUACCAUACGCUCUCUGGCAGGGAGUGAGGUUGUCACGGAUGUGGUCAAACCAAAGUUGACCAUCGACCUGGGUCAUUCCCAUAUUGUGCGCAUACCGGAACCGGUGGUAGAUAUAAUCAAAGAUGAGGUGGAAAGGUUAUCCUUGUCCAACAACCAUCUUUUCCACAUUCCCUACCGCUUUGCUGAAUGCUCCCACCUGCGAUAUCUCAAUAUCAGAGCCAACAAUUUUCGGGAAUUUCCAAAGGGCGUAUACAAAUUGCCUCUACUGGAGAUUCUCGAUCUAAGUCGGAACAAGAUCAACGCACUACCGGACGAGAUUAACAAGCUGAGAUCGUUGCGGGUGCUAUCAAUCAUGCAGAAUCGUCUCGAUGACUUGCCAACGGGGCUGUCUGAAAUGAACAAGCUACAGAUUCUCAAAAUUGCAGGAAAUCCCCUUCGGUACCCUCUGCGUCGCGUGCUGGAGGCUUCAGAAGCUGAAAUAACGUCAUCUGGGAUGACUGACAAUGAAAAAGAAGUCGCUGUUACCGCGGAGCUAAAGCGGUUUCUCAGAACUCGACAACAAGCGGCGUCCACACCAGAUCCCGAUAGUUCUGAAGCUGAUUUGGUCGUCGAUGCUCCCAAGCCUGCUCCCCCGAAACGCAAACUUAGCAGCAGAUUCCCCGUUAUUCCAAACUCUGGCGACGCCUCGACAUCUUCCUCUCGCUCUCCGUCGUUGUCGCGACCUUCGCCUUUAGUUCCUGCGAAGUCUCACUAUCGCAUGGCCUCCGGGCAACAGGGCACCGGUAGCUACCAUAUGGGAGCACUCCAGCGACCAGGAAUUAACCCCCAUGCCGUUAAUGAGCGGAAUCGGAGUAACAGCGAGGGGAUCAUUCAGGCCUCCGUCGCCGCCCGCAACAAGCGCAUGGACGAAACUCGCCCAUAUCGUAACAGCCACUUGCGCGGUCUCAGCUAUGGCUCUGUUCUUCGAACACGAAAGGUAGCCCCUACUCCUGCAGCAACUGGCGGUAGCAGCUCGUCAAGUCCCAGCAGUCCACGCGAGCGUCGGCGCUUGCGAGAAGGCUGGGUCAACCGAAUGUCUAGUCUUCCUGAACACAAAGGCGAGCGAGGCUCGGAUGAACCAAUCAUUGAGAGUGCUAAGGGCAUCUUGUUUGCGAUCUUCCAAGUUCACUCCCACAUUUCCACGCUGAUGAAUGUUGUCAAGCGUGAUGACACCAGACGCCAUAGCUUGGAGUUUGUGUUUGAAAACGCCUCUUAUCAUGUGGAUCAGCUAAAUGAUGUUCUUGAAAAUGCCGAAACUUCCAUGCCGGAAGAUACAGAUACUACGCGGGCAAUCACUGAGGCUGUGAAGCGAGAAUGCGAGACAUGCGUCUCAGCCUACAGCCAUGUUAUCACGCAGUUACGCCACAACACUGCUAAAAUUGUGACCAAUGGUGAUUCACGUUACGUCCGAUCGCUGAUGCUUGCAAUGUUUGGCAGCUUGGUAGAGCUGCGAAAUGCCUGUGCAAGCUUGAAUGUUCCGCUACGGACAGCCAAGAAACGACACUCGCCACUCAAGCAAUUGAUGCCGGCGCCUACACGGAGGACCCCAUCCGCCCCUCCUGGGCCACCUCCCUCCACAGAGCGACUGCAGCGAUCCUUGGUCACUCCCACACGUGAAACAAAUGGGCCGACUCGACGCUUACGAAGCGACACCACAAUCCGACAUCCCCAAAUUCCUAUGGCUGGCCCGUUGCCGAUUACCAGCCAAUCUGCUGUUGGCUCUCCUGCCACGCCAUCCUUUAACUUUUCGCGCAGUCGAUCAAGCAGCCGAUCCAACAUGAUGAAUCCCUCUCUACCUUCUUCGCUAGCCACACCUCGUUCUGGAGAGGCGUUCCCUCUUAUCCCUACAACUGGGCCUCGCAUCAAUCCGUUGACCGGGUUGGACGAAAUUGAAGAGGAUCGCAUCUUUGAAAAGAUCUUCUACCAACUCACAUCAGCAUACACGGCUGCUCUCCAAGCUCUUCCACUGGCUCGACGGCAAUUUAUUCGUUGCCUUGAAGCGGCUGAACAGCAACGUGAGACUGCAGGAAUCCAAUUGCUCUGGAAUAACCUGAUUCGUCGAUGUCGAUACUGUCUGGAAGUUUCAGAGACACUCGGUCUUCGCUUAUCAAGCAUGAAGGUCCGAGAACCAGGCGGGGGCCUUCGUAACCAGCGCGAGUUCUGGCAGCUUUGUAAAGGCUUCAUGCAAUCGUUUGUGGAUCUAGUCACCGAUAUGCGAGAAGUGCGCAGCAUGCAGCUACUCCCUCAGGACAUCAUCAUCAUCCUGCGUCCCGUUCAAAAGGCCAGCCGCGAAGCAGGCCGUCUUAUCGAAGCUUCUCCGUGGUCCUAUCUCGCCGACAUCUCACAUGGACCGAGCACUCUUUACGGCCCUCCACUGCAACCCCCGCAUACCCAACAUCAAACAUCGGUCUCCACAUCCGCACUUACAUCCCACCCGAACCCAUAUGGGCUCGCUGUUGGUGUGCCUCCUCACUCUGUGACUGUCCCUGCCACCCCGCUGAGCGCAGCACUUGGCCCUGCAGCACAGGCAACUGUCCCUUCCACACCGGCGAGUGCGUACAGCGACAAAUUCUUCGAGGGCGACGUCUUCCAGCGCGCGGACUCGCUUCUCUCGAUGGGACAUCAAGCGCCGCAUUUCCGACGUUAA
Molecule: messenger RNA, 2970 nt
Organism: Penicillium maclennaniae
Lineage: Eukaryota; Fungi; Ascomycota; Eurotiomycetes; Eurotiales; Aspergillaceae
Exons: 5
Coding region: 1-2970 (989 amino acids)
Molecular function (GO): protein binding
Source: RefSeq, a predicted model, not a curated record